Messenger RNA from Penicillium griseofulvum, 1482 nucleotides. Its product is annotated as bZIP transcription factor. Lineage: Eukaryota; Fungi; Ascomycota; Eurotiomycetes; Eurotiales; Aspergillaceae. The record is from RefSeq and is a predicted model, not a curated record. Bases 1 to 1482 code for a protein of 493 amino acids. The transcript is spliced from 2 exons.
AUGCCACCGAGGUCGACAACGGUGGAGCCGCAAGCGCCUCGCCGUGGCCGUCCUCCAAUUGAAGCGGUGGAUUACGAUGCCAGCGAUGAGGAGAACAAUAAGAAAUUGCGUAUGCGUCAAGCGCAAAGAACAUAUCGAGCUAGAAAGGAGAAGGCGCUAAGAUCUGAGAGGGCCCGCGCUGAACGACUCAGCAGGGCCUUGGACGAGGCAAUGGCAACCUUUACCAAGCUCCAUCGGCGGGUUCUUCAAUUCCAGAACAUACAAAAUUCACCCGAGCUCCUACUUUCCCUCAAUGAAGCUGCCACGGAGAUGACCACAAUCGCCCAUGAAGCGCACAAACUGGAUCAUUUUUCGAGUCUUUCGGAUACUUCAUCCCCAAGCACUCAUCAGCAAAGCCGCCUAGGUGUAUGCAUGUCUUCGGAUACAACGCCCAGGCGGGACGCGUUUAGCGAGGGCAUUGGAUCGACCAAGGACUCAAUUUCCCACCAGCCAUCCGUCCUAGCUUCUGAAGUCGUGGCACUUUCCCUCAGGAUGGACCGGUCCGGCACAACAAUAUCAGAAAGGAUGGUUCGAGCCUGCGUGGAGCGUGUUGUGUCCAUUUUGGCUGGUGGCUCUUAUGAUAGAAUAUCGCCUCCAACUUUGAGCAUUCCUCUCCAAUUACUUGGAAUGGAGGGGCUGAGGACUAACGCUCUUAGACUAUCUCGCAUUAAUCUUGCGGUGGCUGAUUUCCAGUAUCCUCCGCACUCCAUAGCGCGGCUCCCACAAAUGUAUCGUGUUGUUGAGGGUGAAAGCAACUUCGUUCCUCGGCUACCAGCACCAUCGGUGCAGCAAAUCAUACGGGGAAAGACUAGGACGAUAUUGACGACAAAUAUCACUUCUCUACAGGGAGAGUGGCUUGAGGCUAUGGACGUUGAGGAAUACCUCGAAGAACGAGGGAUCUAUCUGCCAAUUGUCAACCAAAACGGUACAAUGUCCCAGAAAGAGAACAGACCUCGGUACUAUGCCAUUGCUCCGGAGCAGACCGAUUCUCUACAGGGCAAGCAGAUCUUCUCGAUAAACACCUAUUUAGAUCCUGUGGCGCAAAGCCUAGUGGCAGGGCUUGACCAGGAAACGCAACAACCGCCGAACGAGAAUGAUCGUGAUGUUUCUAUGGCCUCAUCAGUCUAUUUGAACCGCCAUGAGCCCGCAGACUAUUCGAUAUUUGGAAUUCCAUUGUCCCAGCCUUUGCGAAAUUCGGCCCUGUCCCGUAUGACAAGUGUGAGAGGCCUUGUUCCUAUCGAUACAUCAAAUCUGGCGUGGCCGGACCCAUCACUCUCGAGCUGUCAAGAUUUGCAGGUUCCGGGUCCAACUUUACAGAUCACUAUCGAUAUUGAUAAGCUUGUACAGCUGCUUGCAGCAAAUGCCAGGUGCCUUGGCCCUAUUCCUGGAAUUCGGAAAGCUGCUGUGGACUAUUCCAUUCGGGAAUCUGUCGUCAGGUUCUAA